UCUCUGCAGCGACGGGUCCCCCGCCAGGCCAGGCCGAAAGUUAGGCUGACUCAUUAAUGUGGACACUGCAAGGCGCACCUACGCUGACCUUUCUGCCUCUAAUGGGCUCCUCCCGAAUGAAGUCGGAGCUGGGCGGGCACAGCCGGGCUCAGGACCUCGCAGACAGCGACCAUCAAGCCAGCCGGCGACACUCCACAUUUCCACGUCCAUUUCACAGAGGAAGAAACUGAGGCUCCCGGACUUAGGAGAACGCAAGCGCCAGGGAGAAUGAAGUCUGGGUUUCCGGUGGUGACACCAGACGUUUCCACGGGUCGGGUUGGCCGGGUGAGAGGGGAAAGCGGCGGGUAAAUAUUUGGGGCUGUAACCCGGGCUCCGGCGGCAGCUAGUCACUGCGGUUCCCGGCGGGCGCGUGGCGGGGGCGGUGCCUGUAGGCGGGGCGGCCCCGCCCCAGCCCGCUGCAGCCGGCCCAGGCCGGGGCGGCUAUAAGAGCGCGGGGCAGCGGGGAUCCCGGCCGCCGGCAGCUCGCCAUCGGGCGGAGGAGCAGCGCGCGCGGGUGCGCACGGAGGCGAACCCCACUGUCCGCUCUCGGUCCUUGCCGGCGCCUCGGGGGGCCGAGCCCAGCCGCUCCAUGAAGCCCCCCACGGUGCAGGGCAGCUCCGCGGCUGCAGCCCCGGCCUUGGACGCGGCGGCCGCCGACCUGACGGACGCGCUCUGCGAGUUCGAUGCGGUGCUGGCCGACUUCGCGUCGCCCUUUCACCAGCGCCACUUCCACUACGAGGAGCACCUGGAGCGCAUGAAGCGGCGGAGCAGCGCCAGCGUCAGCGACAGCAGCGGCUUCAGCGACUCGGAGAGUGCAGAUUCACUUUACAGAAACAGCUUCAGCUUCAGUGAUGAAAAACUAAAUUCUCCAACAGAUUCUGCCCCAGCUCUGCUCUCUCCCUCCCUCACACCUCGGAAAGCCAAAUUAGGAGACACAAAAGAGCUAGAAGACUUUAUUGCUGAUCUGGACAGAACAUUAGCAAGUAUGUGAACUAAGGAGUUCUUACCAUGUAAAAGAAGCUUCACAAAACUCCAAGAACCUGCAAAACUCAGCUACUAGAAAAUCAGCUGCUGCCAGAGGAAGGAGAGAGAAAUCCUCAACCACCAGGCCAUGCUUAAGCCCACCCCAAGAUUAGCUCUUGGGUCUACCUCUGGGCAAUUCAAACAGUGAGACUGACUUUGUUUACCUACGUGCAACGUAUUAGAACAGAUGAUCUAUGCUAAUGUUAUAUUUUUCUCUUAAAACAUAGCUUUUCUGUAAUUUAAAGUGCUUUUAUGAAAAUAUUUGUAAUUAAUUAUAUAUAGUUGGAAAUAGUAAUAUGCUUUCCCCAUUAUAAUAUAUUUUUGUAUACAAAUAAAAUUUGAACUGGA
Molecule: messenger RNA, 1410 nt
Organism: Cavia porcellus (domestic guinea pig)
Lineage: Eukaryota; Metazoa; Chordata; Mammalia; Rodentia; Caviidae
Gene: Rgcc
Product: regulator of cell cycle
Exons: 6
Coding region: 629-1030 (133 amino acids)
Biological process (GO): regulation of cell cycle
Cellular component (GO): cytoplasm
Molecular function (GO): protein kinase activator activity; protein kinase binding
Source: RefSeq, a predicted model, not a curated record